GCCAGUUCGCGAACGACGACACAGUCGUCACGUCGCGUCUGCGCUCAUUGCGUACAAAGUACAACGAAUCGUGUCGUGGUGGCAUACCAUAUUGAACAUUCAAUCGAAACUUACGUAUUAUUAAUUGAUCGUUGUAAUGAUCGUGUGAAAAUUGUAUAAAUGAAUAUCUAUUUACAUUAAAACUCCCGUGGGAUAAACAAAUAUUACAAAUUUAGAACUAGGUCAAAAAAUGUAUGUAUACAAAUGAUGUUAAAUUGAGUUUGAAUGACAGUGAGUGGUGAUUUGAUCAGCCAAACAGUGAUACGAGUAUGUAUAGUUUCGACCGUGAUUUGUGGCACGUGCAUCAGCCGUCGGUGGAAGCUCUCGAGGACAUAGAUGAUCAAGACAAACGCAGCGAGAGCCCGACGACCGCGGUGCGGGCGGAGGCGCCGCGGGAGCUGCCCAACGAGCUGUCCGCGCCCUACGAGGUGCCGCAGUUCCCCAUAGAGCAGAUAGAGAAGAAACUCCUCAUCCAACGACAACUUAACGUCAAGGCAGCGGAAUGCGGACAAUCGACGCGCUCGUUCGCCGGCAGCGAAGCGGGCGGCUUGUUCGAGGAGGCGGCGCGGCUGAGGGUGCCGGACGACGACGACGCGGAGAUCGUCCUGCCGCACUUCCAGCGGGUCGCCAUCAGCGGGGAGGACACCUCCGGGGUUCCGCUAGAGGAUCUGCAGGUGGCGUCUUCCUUCCUGGUGCAGGCGCUGGAGUUGCGCAAGAAGUACAUGGAUAUGUCGCAGCAGGACUACUCCACCAUCACGGCGCGGUUCGUGCGCAGCAUGGAUGCAGAUGCACCGCACCACACGCCCGCCUCGAAGGGACCGAGGAGGGAGAUAGCAGACCACGUCGUCCACCCGCCGUUCCGUGACGGCAAGGAACCGUGGGAGGGCCCACUGCCCGACGCCAAGGGGUACACCAUCCGUGCGGACGACGGCAUCUUCAACCUCUACCAGAAGAACAGCGCCGGCGAGCUGGUCCGCCUGCCUUAUGAAUACGUCACGUACGCGCAGUACGUGCAGGACAAGAACACCAUGUGCAGCAUGAUCGCCGACGGACCGCUCAAGUCUUUCUGCUACCGGCGCCUGUCGUACUUGUCGUCCAAGUUCCAGCUGCACGUGCUGCUCAACGAGCUGCGUGAGCUGGCCUCGCAGAAAGCUGUUCCGCAUCGGGAUUUCUACAACAUUAGGAAAGUGGACACUCACAUCCACGCGGCGUCGUGCAUGAAUCAGAAACACCUGCUGCGGUUCAUAAAGAAGACGCUCAAAAACCACGCUGACGAGGUGGUGACGCUGCAUAAAGGUACCCCGAUGACUCUGAAGUCGGUGUUCCAGUCCAUGAACCUGAGCACCUACGACCUCACUGUGGACAUGCUCGAUGUGCAUGCGGACCGCAACACAUUCCAUAGGUUCGACAAGUUCAACGCUAAAUACAACCCGAUCGGAGAGAGCAGGCUGCGCGAGGUGUUCCUCAAGACGGACAACUACAUGAACGGGAAAUAUUUCGCUAGGAUCAUCAAGGAAGUAGCUUCAGAUCUAGAGGAGAGCAAGUACCAGAACGCGGAACUGCGGCUGUCGAUCUACGGCAAGAGCCCGGACGAAUGGGCCAAGCUCGCCAAGUGGGCCAUACAGUACGACGUGCACUCGGACAACGUGCGCUGGCUCAUACAAAUCCCGAGGCUCUAUGAUAUCUUCAAGAGCAACAAGAUAAUGACCAACUUCCAAGAAUUCCUCAGCAACAUCUUCCAGCCUCUGUUCGAGGUCACCAACGACCCCAACAGCAAUCUCGAGCUGCACAAGUUCCUCACCCACGUGAUCGGGUUCGACAGCGUGGACGACGAGUCGAAGCCCGAGAACCCGAUGUUGGACGCGGACGUGCGCACGCCGCCCGCCUGGGACGAGGACGAGAACCCGCCCUACGCGUACUACCUGUACUACAUGUACGCCAACAUGACCGUGCUCAACCACUUCCGCAAGGAGCAAGGUCUGAACGUGUUCGUGCUGAGGCCCCAUUGCGGGGAGGCGGGCCCCGUGCAGCAUCUCGUGUGCGGCUUCCUGCUCGCCGAGAACAUCUCCCACGGACUGCUGCUGAGAAAGGUGCCGGUACUCCAGUACCUCUACUACCUGGCGCAGAUCUACAUCGCCAUGUCGCCGCUCAGCAACAACUCGCUGUUCCUCAACUACCACCGCAACCCGCUGCCGGAGUUCCUCGCGAGAGGACUCUGCAUCACGCUCAGUACAGAUGAUCCGCUGCAAUUCCACUUCACUAAGGAGCCGCUGAUGGAGGAGUACAGCAUCGCGGCGCAGGUGUGGAAGCUGAGCUCGUGCGACAUGUGCGAACUGGCGAGAAACUCCGUGCUCAUGUCGGGAUUCCCUCAUGAGAUGAAACAAUACUGGUUGGGUCCCAACUACAUGAAGGAGGGUGUGGCCGGCAAUGAUAUUACUCGCACCAACGUGCCCGACAUCCGCAUUUCCUUCCGACACGAGACGCUGCUCGACGAACUCACUAACAUCUUCAAGGAUGGAAUGUCAGAUCGCAGAUAAACACGUCCACAAGCAGAACAGUGGACGCAGCAAUGGAUUAACUUGAGUUAUUUUAAUGUAAUUUUUAACUAACAACAAUGUUUACAAUGUUUAAUAAAUAUACAAUAAUAUUAAUGUUAGGGCUUAAGAAGUGCCCCAAUCUAUUAACAGAUACCACUUAGAUUUAUAGACAUUCCGAAUGUGAUAUGUGAGAGGUUUGCAAGUGCCAUUGAUUGAUACACUGUAUCUAAUGCUUUAUCUAAUACAAGUGAGCCUCGUGCUUUCUCUUCGAAUUUUUCUAGGGUCUUAAUCCUAAGUCAUGAUAGGUCGUAGAAUGAAAGGUGCUACCCGACAUCUCUGAAAGUUGUUUCCCUGUUCAAUGUCGAUAUCUUUUGUGUAUGCAUCGUUCGUGUUGACUUUGUUUAGAUUUAAGUGUAAGCUUUUGUGUCUCUACAUAUGAAUUUCAUUAA
Messenger RNA from Chilo suppressalis (striped riceborer), 3025 nucleotides. The record is from the annotation of a GenBank genome assembly. NCBI's taxonomy places the organism in Eukaryota, Metazoa, Arthropoda, Insecta, Lepidoptera, Crambidae.